This is a messenger RNA of Effrenium voratum, 4212 nucleotides long. The record is from the annotation of a GenBank genome assembly. NCBI's taxonomy places the organism in Eukaryota, Dinophyceae, Suessiales, Symbiodiniaceae.
AUGCCGGCUGAUCAGACGGUGCUCAAGGCUUUUCAGCGCUUUGACAAAGAUGGGUCUGGAUCCAUCACGCGGGACGAGCUCAGUCAGGUGCUGCGGGGGCUGAAGAGCUCCGAGUGGGAUGAUGACUCCAUUGACCAGUUGCUGGCAGCUGCGGAUUCCAGUGGUGACGGGCAAUUGCAGGUGGAGGAGUUCGUGAAAUGGAUCUUUGCUGAAGAACAGACCAUCUCGGCUGGUGCCACGGGCAAAUUCAGGUUGCGGGUGUCGGGCUGCUCCAGACCAGAGCUUGACGGCGACUAUGUACAACAGAAGGAGUUCUACUACCGCAGGCCAAUAUUCCAUUGUCGUGAGAAUGAGCGCUAUUUGUUCUACCACGGCAAGAGGCAGCAGUGGCAGAUCUUUUCUAGAACCGGAACCUUCGCCUCUGCCCGCUUGAAAACCUUUCGGGCAGCUCACAUGCCUGGAGACGGAGCAAUGUGGGCUGUUUGGAAAUCCAAGAGGAGUGGAAAGAAGGCCUUUGUGAAAGAGUCGCAGAUGAAAUGCACUGCAGAACCGCCCUUGACACCAGAAGAAGAGCGAGCAAAGGCACCUCAGGCAAUCAUGCUUGACGGAAAAGACGUCUUCAAACAGAUGUCGUAUGUCCUGGGCAACCGAACGGUAUACCACCAAAGAUCCGAGCGUUUCCUUUUCUAUGAGGAGCCAAAGGGCAUGUGGAAGAUUGGAGAAUCCUGUGUCUUGGGAAAGCCCUCUUUAUAUACGUCAAGACCUACGGAUGUGUAUUCCCCAGACAUGGCUCUUUGGAUAGAUGAGGCUCAUGGUGGGAAGAUGGCGGUGGUGGGGUUGGACGGUGAUGACGUGCCCAAGGGAUUUAAAUUUGGCUUGAAGGUCAAAGCUGUCGAGGAUGGAUGGAAAGAUCCUGACUUCCCCCACAACAAUGACUCGAUCGGUGCAGCAGCCGCCAGCAAAUACAAAGAUUGUCGAUGGCUCAGAGCCUUGUCUCUUCAUCCUCAUCCGGCUCUCUUUGUGGAUGUAGAGCCCGCAGAUGCUUGCCAAGGGGCUGUUGGCAACUGUUGGCUCGUGUCAGCUUUGUCUGCCUUAGCCGAAUUCCCAGCUUACAUCAAGAACAAUAUCUUUGUCAACAAGAGUAUUUCCAAGAGUGGCAAGUACCAAGUCAAGCUGUUUGAUGGUCGCACGAAUCAAUGGCAAAUCAUCCAAAUCGAUGACUACUUACCAUGUACAACAGCGGGUGGGGACCAGCCAGACUUGUUGUUUGGGCAGAUGCCCGAUGGAAAGAUGUGCAUGGCGCUCCUUGAAAAGGCCUUUGCCAAACUGUAUGGCAAUUGGUCUGCCCUGGACGCUGGCUUUCCAGAGAUCGCCUGGUUUCACACGACCAGCUGCAAAGAAGUCUUCUAUUACAGCACUACAUACCUUGCAGCAGCUCCGAAGUGGGUCGUGGUUGCGGGUGAUGGCAUUCCUGUGGUCGCUGAUUACUGGGACUAUGACAAAUCCCGGCAGCGCGUAGGUCAGCUAGGUGAAGGUGCUCACUUCACCGAAACGUGGAGGAUUGGAGAAUGGAUUCAAUUCAAAAAGAUCGAUGGCGAUGGGCCGGAUGAGGGAUGGCUGAAAUACUAUAGCAAUGGCAAGCGAGCAGCAAAGCGCACUGCUGCCAACGACAUUUGCAUCAUGCAAUCCAACGUGGGCAUUGUUCCUGAGGAGGCAAUGAAAGCCUGUGGUGCUUCGGGAAGCGACAAAGACGUCCUUGAGACCAUCUUCAAAAAGCAUUCCACAAGUUUUGUGGAGCCAGAAGAGAUGUGGCAAAGGCUUUUGGACUACGACAAAGGCAACUACCUCAUGGCAUCGUCGGCCUCCACCUCUGCCAUGGAGACUUCAUCUGGCAUCGUCCAGGGCCAUGCCUACAGCUUUUUGCACGCACUCGAGAUUGAGGGCGUCAGGAUGGUUUGCUGCAGAAACCCCUGGGGCAAUGAAGUUGAAUGGAACGGACCUUGGAGUGAUCGUAACUCUGCCUGGAAGGCCAACCCAUCAGUUGCUGAAGCGCUGAACGUGGAUUUUCAAACUGAGGGCAGCUUUUGGAUGGAUUUUGAGGAUUGGCUCUAUGUUAUGGGACAAUUGAAAGUCAUGAAUUGUCAGAUGCCAGCAAAGCGUGGCGACUUUCACAACCAGAUUGUAGAAGAGGAUGAAGAUGAGCAAGAGGAAGGAUCCUCCUGCAGCAUUGAAAUUGCAGCGGACACCAUGAUCGGCGGUGUGGUUGGCACAUCCCCAUGCGAUCACUGGAAAGCGCUCCCAAAAUAUGACUUCACCACCAAGAAUCGCAGCAGCGCCUUCAAUGAGCGCAUGCAUGUGGAAUGGGAGAACCACGUGGAUCACAUCUUGCAGAACGGGGGACAGCUGCCUACUGCAUCUGUGGUUGCCAAAGCCGGCUUUCGCAGUUGCGCACCCUGCUGCCGUGACAUGCUGGCACUGGCAAAACCCACUGGAAAGACCUUCAUCAUGGUCGACCUGGCGGAGGACAGCAGUCGUGGCACCUUCCACUUUGUCACCGGCUCCAACUACCUGCCAGUGCCGAAAGAGGCAUGCACUGACAGCGAGGUGGAAAAGCUCAAGCGCAUCGUCCUUGAUGCACAGGCAGGAAGGUUUGAAAGCAGCCGCGAGAUCUAUGAAGCUGUCCUGGCAGCUGACGUACCCAUCGACACUACUGCCCAGGCUUUGUACGGCGGCGACAGCUUGCUGCCUUCGGACUGCGCUGAGAAACUUUGCGAUUUGGAGCUACUGCAGGCUGUGCACGCAGAGCAUUUCGCCCGCCUUGCGGCUGAGUACGGCGCCUCCAUCUUCCGAGAUCCUAACAGCACACCAGCUCAGCGAGAGGCAGUGCUGCGCUGUCGGCAGCUGGCGCGGCAGCAGCUUGUGAGCGCCUGGCGGCCUGUGCUGCAGGCUGUGAAGGUCGACCUGGACGCCUAUGCUGAUUUAGCUGUCGCGCCGCUACUGCCCGAGUCGCCGGAUCUUUAUCUUCACUUUAAGCGCUCGAAGACGCUGCCUCGAGCAGUUUCCCCGGCGGUUUCCUCGGCCGCGAAGCCCAAGCGCUGGCGCAAGGUGCCUGACAAAGCACCAGCCAAAGCGUCGUUUGGUGAGAAAGCGCUGGACGACGACCUGGUUUCGACAGUUGUGCCUGAGGAUUCGGAGGCUGGCCGCGGCCAGUGCUCCGGCAGCCAUGACGCGGUGCAAGUGCUGUUGCCGGCGCUGGCGUUGCCUGAUGCUUGGGAGUCAGUGCUGCGGGGGCUGAAGAGCUCCGAGUGGGAUGAUGACUCCAUUGACCAGUUGCUGGCAGCUGCGGAUUCCAGUGGUGACGGGCAAUUGCAGGUGGAGGAGUUCGUGAAAUGGAUCUUUGCUGAAGAACAGACCAUCUCGGCUGGUGCCACGGGCAAAUUCAGGUUGCGGGUGUCGGGCUGCUCCAGACCAGAGCUUGACGGCGACAAUGUACAACAGAAGGAGUUCUACUACCGCAGGCCAAUAUUCCAUUGUCGUGAGAAUGAGCGCUAUUUGUUCUACCACGGCAAGAGGCAGCAGUGGCAGAUCUUUUCUAGAACCGGAACCUUCGCCUCUGCCCGCUUGAAAACCUUUCGGGCAGCUCACAUGCCUGGAGACGGAGCAACGUGGGCUGUUUGGAAAUCCAAGAGGAGUGGAAAGAAGGCCUUUGUGAAAGAGUCGCAGAUGAAAUGCACUGCAGAACCGCCCUUGACACCAGAAGAAGAGCGAGCAAAGGCACCUCAGGCAAUCAUGCUUGACGGAAAAGACGUCUUCAAACAGAUGUCGUAUGUCCUGGGCAACCGAACGGUAUACCACCAAAGAUCCGAGCGUUUCCUUUUCUAUGAGGAGCCAAAGGGCAUGUGGAAGAUUGGAGAAUCCUGUGUCUUGGGAAAGCCCUCUUUAUAUACGUCAAGACCUACGGAUGUGUAUUCCCCAGACAUGGCUCUUUGGAUAGAUGAGGCUCAUGGUGGGAAGAUGGCGGUGGUGGGGUUGGACGGUGAUGACGUGCCCAAGGGAUUUAAAUUUGGCUUGAAGGUCAAAGCUGUCGAGGAUGGAUGGAAAGAUCCUGACUGCCCCCACAACAAUGAGCAGCAGCCGCCAGCAAAUACAAAGAUUGUCGAUGGCUCAGAGCCUUGUCUCUUCAUCCUCAUCCGGCUCUCUUUGUGGAUGUAG